Messenger RNA from Habropoda laboriosa, 2059 nucleotides. It is a transcript of the gene Pgant35A, whose product is annotated as polypeptide N-acetylgalactosaminyltransferase 35A-like. Bases 100 to 2031 code for a protein of 643 amino acids. Gene Ontology annotation, molecular function: Notch binding. The record is from RefSeq and is a predicted model, not a curated record. The transcript is spliced from 7 exons. Lineage: Eukaryota; Metazoa; Arthropoda; Insecta; Hymenoptera; Apidae. Gene Ontology annotation, cellular component: Golgi apparatus. Gene Ontology annotation, biological process: regulation of Notch signaling pathway.
UGUAGUACCAGCAUCUAUAUAGUAUUUUUUUUAAUGUUAGAAUGUACUUUAAUCGGAUAGUUGCAAUUUGAAUUAAGUUAACAAAUACGUAUUGUAGCGAUGAUGUCAACAAGAUACGUUUCUUUUAUAUCUGGAAUAGUAAUAGCCUCAUUGACAUGGGCUUUCAGUUUAUACCUCUAUUCAAGGUUAUCCCAAAACACCAACUCUGUCAAUCCAACAAUAUUGACGUCAGAAAAUUCAAAGGUAGCAAAAGAAGCCACAUUUAAUCAUAAAACAUAUAAUGAUCAAGAAUUCAAAUUACAUAAUAAUUUAAUUAAUCAUCAUGAUAAAGAAAGUAUCAUAGAUAAAGGUACCUAUAAUUUAAAAGGAAAUAAUUAUAAAAAUAGUGACACACUUUUGCAACAAUUACAACCUGUACCAGUGAAACCUGCUGUAACUUUAGGACAAGGUUUAGAUGAACUAGGAAUGGUUAAGAAUUAUAAGGAUCAACAAAAACGAGAUGAAGGAUAUAAAAAUUAUUCCUUUAAUAUUCUAGUAUCAGAUAAUAUUGGUAUACAUAGAGAAUUACCAGAUACAAGACAUAAACUAUGUGAAAUGCAAAAGUAUUCUAAUAAAUUACCAAAUGCUAGCAUUGUUAUGUGCUUUUAUAAUGAACAUUAUAUGACACUAUUAAGAUCUUUACAUUCUAUUAUUGAAAGAACUCCUAAAAAUCUGUUACAUGAAAUUAUCUUAGUAAAUGAUUGGAGUGAUAGUAAAAUUUUACAUGAAGAAAUUAAAAUGUACAUUAACAAUAAUUUUAAUGGUAAAGUGAAAUUUUUUAAAACAGAUAAAAGGGAAGGAUUAAUCAGAGCAAGAAUAUUUGGUGCAAGGAAAGCAACUGGACAAGUUUUAAUUUUCUUAGACAGUCACAUAGAAGUAAAUAAAAAGUGGAUAGAGCCUCUUCUAUUACAAAUUGCUCAAGUCAAAACUAUUAUAGCUAUGCCAGUUAUUGAUAUAAUUAAUCCAGACACAUUUCAAUACACUGGUAGCCCUCUGGUAAGAGGUGGUUUUAACUGGGGUUUACAUUUUAAAUGGGAUAAUUUACCAGUUGGUACACUGGUACAUGAUGAAGAUUUUAUAAAACCAAUAAAGUCACCAACAAUGGCUGGAGGAUUGUUUGCAAUAGAUAGAGAAUAUUUUAUAAAGUUGGGGGAGUAUGAUGCUGGCAUGGAUAUCUGGGGUGGUGAAAAUCUUGAAAUAUCAUUUAGAAUUUGGAUGUGUGGUGGAAGUAUUGAAUUAAUACCAUGUUCAAGAGUUGGACAUGUAUUCAGAGGAAGAAGACCAUAUGGUGCAUAUGAUCAACAUGAUGCUAUGUUGAAAAACUCAUUACGUGUAGCCUACACUUGGUUAGAUGAAUAUAAAGAUUACUUUUUAAAGAAUGUUAAAAAAAUUGAUUAUGGUGACAUUACAGAAAGAUUAAAGUUACGAGAGAAAUUGAAAUGCAAAAAUUUUGCAUGGUAUUUAAGAGUAGUAUAUCCUGAGUUAGCAUUACCAGAUGAUAACAAAAAUAAAUUAAAAGACAAAUGGGCAAAAUUAGAGCAGAGACCAAUGCAACCUUGGCAUUCUAGAAAAAGAAAUUAUACUGAUGAAUAUCAAAUCAGACUUUCUAAUUCAGCCCUGUGCAUUCAAAGUGAAAAAGAUAUAAAAACCAAAGGCUCAAAACUUAUUUUAGUACCAUGUUUGAGAAUUAAAUCACAAAUGUGGUAUGAAACAGAUAAAAAGGAACUAGUACUUGGACAAAUGCUUUGUAUGGAAGGAGCAGAAAAAAUUCCAAAACUUGGAAAAUGCCAUGAAAUGGGUGGUAAUCAAGAAUGGCACCACAAAAAUGCUAAUGGUAUACCUAUAUAUAACAUGGCAGCUGGUACAUGCUUAGGAGUAUUACAUGGAACAAAAGGUGCUCAAAUUGUAAUGGAUUUGUGUACUAAAUCAAAUACAAGUUUUAUAUCAUGGGAUUUAGUACGCUCUAAAAUUCUUUCAAAGGAAAUUAGGUGACAUCAGUUGAAGAGAAUGUAGUUAAAAA